Molecule: messenger RNA, 1824 nt
Organism: Chrysoperla carnea
Lineage: Eukaryota; Metazoa; Arthropoda; Insecta; Neuroptera; Chrysopidae
Product: venom carboxylesterase-6-like
Exons: 7
Coding region: 52-1743 (563 amino acids)
Molecular function (GO): hydrolase activity
Source: RefSeq, a predicted model, not a curated record
CUAAGUUAAUUUUGGUAUCUUUUACAAGUGAUAAUCGGUACAUGAAUAACAAUGAAAUGUUUUGGUGUUCAAGUGUCAUUUUUAAUAUUAAUCGUUUUAACAAUAUCAGAACAAAUUAAUGCGCUAGUUCCACAAGUUACUAUACCCAGUGGUACAGUUCGUGGAUACUACGAUGCAGCUGCGAAUGGGAAAAGAUUUGCUGCAUUCGAAGGAAUUCCAUAUGCAAGGCCACCGUUAGGAAAAUAUCGUUUUCGCGAACCUCAACCGUUAAAACCAUGGAAAGGAGUUUGGAUUGCAAAUUCAACGGUGAAAUGUAUACAAUAUGAUCACUUUUUGACUCAUACCGAUAAUCCUGUUUAUGGCGAAGAAGAUUGUCUUUAUGUCAACGUUUAUAGUCCACAAGUCAGCCAAACAGCCUUAUUGGACGUUAUUGUGUUUAUCCAUGGGGGUGCUUUCAUGUUUGGCACAGGAUACACAAAUCAGCCUCAUUAUUUAUUAGAAAACGAUGUUGUUUUUGUAACUCUCAACUAUCGACUGGGUCCAUUAGGAUUUUUAAGCACAGAAGAUGAUGUAGUACCCGGAAAUAAUGGUCUAAAAGAUCAAAAUGCUGCCUUAAAAUGGGUUAGAGAUAAUAUUCAAUAUUUUGGUGGUAAUCCAGAAUCUGUCACAAUAAUUGGACAUUCUGCAGGGGGUGCAAGUGUCUCCUAUCAUUAUUUAUCGCCAAUGUCUGCUGGUUUGUUCCAUCGAGGAUAUGCUGUAAGUGGAAUUGCUGUUGUUCCAUGGGCUCAAACUGAAGGUAAUUUAGAAAAAGCUAAAAAAUUAGCGGCAAGUGUUGGCUGUGAUCAAAUAUCUAAUCGAGAUAUGGUUGACUGUAUGCGUUAUCGACCAGCUUACCAAAUAGUCAGCAAUAUCAAAUUAUUCUUCCAUUAUUUGUACAAUCCAUUCUCACCAUUUGGACCAGUCGUUGAAAAAGGUGGUUUAAAUCCCUUCCUAUCUGAGGCACCAUAUGAUUUACUUCGACAGGGCAAAGUUCAUGAUGCUCCAUUGAUUGUAUCAGCCACUCAAGCUGAAGGAUUAUAUCCAGGUGGAGAAUUUAUGGCAAAUCCUUCAUAUUUACCAGAAAUUGAGCAGAGAUGGGAAGAAUUAGCCCCACAUUUAUUUGAUUAUAAUUAUACAGUUCCAAAAGCUGAGCAUGCAAGUGUUGCUCAAAAGAUUAAAUCGUACUACUUGAAAAAUCAACCAGUCUCCAGAACAACAUUCAAUGAAUUGAUUCAAGCUAUUGGCGAUCGAUUAUUUGUAGUAGACCUUGAAUUGGGUGCAAAAUUAUUUGCUAAAGCGAUGACUUCUCCUGUAUAUUUUAUGUAUUUCUCGUAUCGCGGAGAACUUAGUAAAUCGAGAAUAUUGAGUCGACAUGUAGAAGAUUUUGGUGUUUGCCAUGGCGAUGACUUAAUUUAUGUAUUCAAAUACUGGUGGACUCCUGAAUUGACAUCAGAAAAUGAUAAGCUAGCAAAAUCGAUUCAAAUUAAUAGUUUGAUAACUUUUGCAAAAACUGGUGUCCCUACUUUUGGAAAUAUUCAACCUACACCUGUAUCCAAAACUAAAGGACCCUUAGAUUAUUUACAUUUUGAAUCUCCAACGCAAAUUUCUGUAAAAACUGCUGAUUCUCUUUCGCAUAAACAAUUUUGGAAUGCUUUACCAUUUGAUGAAAAUAAAAUUACAAUCCAGGUCAAAGAAGAAUUGUAAGGUUCUUGAGAAAUGUUUUUAGGGUUAAUCGAAGUUUAUUUUGUUUGUACUUAAUAUAAAAAAAAAAAGAUUUUUACUAAA